AUGCAUGAGCCAGAAUACAACGACUUGAUGGCUUUGAACAACAUUGUGAUCCUUGCCACAGUUGCCGAAAAGCCCAAGCCGUGCUCCCGAUCUAGAGUGGUCUGUCAGAGAGUGCUGGAAUACGCCGUCGUGGCCGCAGUAGUCGCAGCAAUCGAAUACGGUUUUACCGCACACAACAGCCGGGACGGCGUAAAAAGCUAUUUGGCCGUCAACGGCUCCGCCCCUAGCAACGGCACUGUCCCCGUGCCCCAGGGCCUACACCAAGUGUUGACGACCGAGGCUCCGAAUCUCGUGAACCGUCUACCUAUGGGUCAGUGGGUGAAGCAGGAGUCGUAUCGCGCGCCGAACGCCGUGUGCGUGGAUAUGUUUUAUAACCGGGCGAAGACAGACGUAAAAGUUCGAGAACUUAUGUUGACGGACCACGAGCUUUGCGGCAGGGAGAAUAAUGGUACUCUGAUGUGUCAAAACUUGAUGGUACGCAACCCCCAGUGA
Gregarina niphandrodes is the source of this 492-nucleotide messenger RNA. RefSeq lists its product as hypothetical. The transcript has a single exon. Bases 1 to 492 code for a protein of 163 amino acids. The record is from RefSeq and is a predicted model, not a curated record. Lineage: Eukaryota; Apicomplexa; Conoidasida; Eugregarinorida; Gregarinidae.